AUGUUCACAGCUUCUCUUUUCUCGGCUCCUCGUCCAACUGCAGGUGAUGAGUACCGUGCUGAACUUGUGUCUUCUGGACUCACUCAACAAGCCGUCGACGGGAUUCUUAAUAUCAGUGGGACCGCUUAUGUUUCUUUUGCUGAAAAUGGUGCCAAUGCCAACUUCGGGAAUGCUAUCGACGCAGUGACCAAGUGGAAAAUGACUAUGGAGAAUUUUGUAAAGACUCAAUCGAAGGAAGACCAAGACGCAUACGGAAAGUUUUGUAAGAAGCAAGAGGAGGAAUACAAGAAGAGAUUCUUCUAA
Molecule: messenger RNA, 303 nt
Organism: Caenorhabditis remanei
Lineage: Eukaryota; Metazoa; Nematoda; Chromadorea; Rhabditida; Rhabditidae
Exons: 2
Coding region: 1-303 (100 amino acids)
Source: RefSeq, a predicted model, not a curated record